AUGGAGGAGUCGGCAUUGGAGCGUUACUUUGAUGAAUCCAUUGCAAAUGACUCAGGCUUCUUGACAGGAGAGGAUGCGGACACUCAAGGCCCGCCUCUGCCGCGUUCCCCGAAAGCGAGCGGUGAGCUCACGGAUGAGCUGGACCUCAGCUUUCUUCCAGAUGAGUUGAGCGCCAGCACACCGGAUGCAGAAGGAGACAUCUGCGCAAGCAGCAAAGACCACGUUGGCGAGCAACCUUCCUCCUCAUUGUCGCAGUUGGCCAACAAUUCCUCUAGCUUCUGCCCCAUGACCCCUAUGCCCCCUAUGCCUCCCAUGGCCGCCAUGACCCCAAUGACCCCCAUGACACCCAUGACGGAAAGGUCAGGGAUCAUUCCUCAGCUGCAGAACAUUGUCUCCACGGUCACCCUUGGUUGUCCGCUGGACCUCAAGUUCAUCGCUCGUCAGGCCAGAAACGCAGAGUACAACCCCAAGCGCUUCGCCGCCGUCAUCAUGAGAAUCCGCGAACCCAGAACCACAGCGCUGAUCUUCAGCACGGGGAAGAUGGUGUGCACCGGAGCCAAGAGCGAGGAACAAUCCCGACUGGCAGCCAGGAAGUUUGCCCGCGUGGUACAGAAGCUGGGCUUCCCCGCACGCUUUCUGGAAUUCAAGAUUCAGAACAUGGUGGCUAGCUGUGACGUCUGUUUCCCCAUCAGGCUGGAGGGCCUCGUUCUCACACAUCAACAGUUCAGCAGUUACGAACCAGAGUUGUUUCCGGGCCUCGUCUACCGGAUGGUGAAACCUCGAAUGGUUCUACUCAUUUUUGUAUCGGGAAAGGUCGUUCUGACGGGUGCCAAAGAGCGAGGUGAGAUCGACGAAGCCUUCGAGAACAUCUACCCCAUCCUAAAAGACUUCCGGAAGCAGUGA
This is a messenger RNA of Nerophis lumbriciformis (worm pipefish), 903 nucleotides long. NCBI's taxonomy places the organism in Eukaryota, Metazoa, Chordata, Actinopteri, Syngnathiformes, Syngnathidae. The record is from RefSeq and is a predicted model, not a curated record.